This is a messenger RNA of Naegleria gruberi, 942 nucleotides long. RefSeq lists its product as uncharacterized. The transcript is spliced from 2 exons. Bases 1 to 942 code for a protein of 313 amino acids. NCBI's taxonomy places the organism in Eukaryota, Heterolobosea, Eutetramitea, Acrasida, Naegleriidae. The record is from RefSeq and is a predicted model, not a curated record.
AUGAAAUCUAGCACACUCAUUGUUGCUACCGUGUUGUUUUCUGUCCUGUUGGUUGCAAGCAGCUUGAAUGCCUUGAGCUUGGAAAGAAGAUUGGCCAAAGCUAUCGUUCAAGAAAUUAGACACCAAUUGACCAAAUCCUCUUUUUCUGGAUUGUCUGAUAGUGAAUCAUUCUGGCCUGAAACUCGUUGUACCAAUGUUGAUAAUGCAUUGAAUGUUAGAACUUCUCCUGGUGGACAAGUUGUUAAAACUUUAGGACCAGAAACUCAAGUAACUGUAUACGAAACUAGUAAUGUUAAUGGUGUCAAGUGGGCUCGUAUUGGAGAUAAUCAAUGGGUUUCUGCUCAAUUUUUAAAGAUGGCCUGUCAAGAAUCAUAUUCUGGACCUGACAGCAAGACUGGUGAUAAGGCAGCUGAAACAUUGGCAGAAAUAUUCAAGAGUGAAGGAAGAUGUCAAAAUUGGGCAAGUGAUUCUGGUAAUGAAUUCCAAGGAAAGAUUGGUUAUACAUGUAUGGGUGUUACUCCAUCAGAAUGUUGGAAUAAUAGAAAUGGCUUCUUUGCACCAUUUAAUAAUGGUUUCUCUGGUCAUCCAGCUGACUUUUGCUAUUAUGCCUAUAACCAAAAUCCAUCACUUUACAAAUCAAGUGCAGCUCAAUUAUAUUCUGAAAAUUAUUUUGGACCUGGAGGAUGUUCUAACUUACCACAACCUGCUUUCUAUGUCUGUUCUGAUAUUGCUGUCAACUCUGGUACUGGUAGAUCAAGACAAUACCUUAAUGAAUUUGGUGGUUACAAUGGACAAGAUCCAAAAGCUUUCGCCAGACAAUUAAACGAAAGACACAGACAAGAUUACUUGUAUUGGGGAAGACCAGGAACUGCCAAUAACAAAUUCUUGCAAGGAUGGUUGAAUAGAGCUAAUGAUAGAGCUGCCUACAUUGAUAAUUAUUAA